AAGCCCAUGAUAUCGUCGGUUAAAUGGAAAAAUGACAUUUCUCAAAAUUUUCAGAAAGUAAGGUUAUCAUUAAAAAGAGUCUGUUAUCAACAUUAUUUUUAUAUGGAUAAAAGACACUUUAUAAAAUUACACGUUAAGCUCACUAGAUGUCGCAAGUGUCAUUUCGGUACUUUAUGUUCAUCUGCCAUAUUGGUUGUAGAAUAACGUCACUCUGCCAUUUGCAACCCAGCCACGGAACUGAGUACAUGUGCGUUUUUAUAGAAAAUUGUCAUUUUUCAAAAAAGUGUUUGGAUACGAUUGCAAAAGGAUGAAGCGUGGUGAAAAAAUGGUAAAAAUGAUUACGACGUCUAAAGAAUUUUCUAAGGAGAAUCCAGUAGAGUUUAAUUCAGUUCAGUUAAAGUCAAAUGAAGAUCCACAAAUAUCUGUAAUAUCUUAUGUGCCCGAAUUCAUAAAACCAGUUACUACAGAGCCCGAGCCAGUUUUUCAAGACCAUACCUCAGCUACUGAGGAUAAAUAUCCACCAAACGAAGUAUCUACAUCUAAAUUAUGUGAGAUUAUCGUCGUCGAACCACUGCAAAAUAAUUUGAAUUGCACACGCACUCCUUUGAUUAGUUUAAGUAGCAAUGUUAAGGUACCGACUCCUAUUAGCAACAAUUCUUUUUUGGAUUUACAAAUUAUUCCAUACCUGCCAAAUGAUCAACCUGGGCCGAGUACAAAUAUUAUGGAAUCAGCUGAUGUAAGUGAUUCAAAAUCAGAAGAAAGUACUAACGUUCUCUUUUCAGGCCAACCCAAGACUUCAUGCAAUAUAAUAAUAUCGGAAUCAGAUAUUUCCUAUGAGGACGAUGACGAUAGUUCCUUCAACUCCAUUCCUGAUAGUCAAAAGGACUUUUCGUCUGACGACGUAGAUAAUGACCCUGAUUUUAUACUACGCAAAGAUCUUGCAAUGUCAUCGACAUCUUCGGAAGAUGAAAUCGCUACAGUGAAUGAAAACCUAGAAAAUACAGUUGACGAUGGAAACAAAAAAGCAAAGACUGGCCGAAAAAGAAAAGCUGUACCGGAAGAAUGGAGCAAAAAUAAAGCUAAAUUAUUAAGAAAUUCUGGAAAAGCGUAUACAUCGACAUCGAAGUCACAAAAACAAAUGCAAGAAAGACAAAUAAAACCAACAUGCACUGAAAAAUGUAAACUGAAAUGUUAUAACAAGAUUAGUGAGGAAAAGCGGAAACUUAUAUUUAUGAAUUACUGGAAGAUGGGAAAUUUAGAUAAGCAACGUCAAUUUAUUAAUAAACAUGUAACCGCAAUAAAACCGAAGUAUAGAUAUAUUCGCGAAGGAAGUACAAGAAAAGAUUAUAACCAUGCCUUCAAUUUUGAAGUAGACAGAGAAAUAAUUCGGGUUUGUAAGACUUUUUUUAAAAAUACUCUGGGUAUAUCCGACAGACCGAUAAGAACAGUAAUUUCAAUGCAAAACUCUACAGUUGGAGGGUUUCUGAAUGAGGACAAAAGAGGAAAGCAUCGCAAACACAAUAAGCUUGAUGCUGCAAUUAUUGAUGGGAUCAAAGAACAUAUCAAUUCUAUACCUAGAAUUGAAAGCCACUACUGUCGAGCUAGUACGAGUCGGGAAUACAUUGAAGGAGGUCUCUCUAUUGCACAGCUACAUAGGGACUAUAUUACAAAAUGUCGAUUGGAAAACGUUCCUCACGCUGAUUAUCAAAUAUAUUACAAUAUAUUUACCAAAGAAUACAAUAUUUCCUUUUGGUCUCCGAAAAAAGACCAAUGCGAGGAUUGCGCUGCUUAUAACAAUGCAGAAGAUAAAGAGCCGUUAAAAAUCAAAUAUUACUCGCAUUUAGAAGAAAAAGAUUUAGUAAGAAAAGAAAAAGAGUUAGACAAAGAAAAUGCCAAUGAAAAAUGUAUAAUUGCCGUCUAUGAUUUGCAAGCUGUAAUGCCGUGCCCAAGAGGUGAUGUAUCCAAUUUUUAUUAUAUAUCAAAACUUAAUGUUCUCAACUUUACUAUUUACGAACUCGGAUCCAAAGACGUAAACUGCUAUGUCUGGCACGAAGGUGAAGGGGCCAGAGGAGUCAAUGAAAUAGGAUCCUGCGUUUUAAGUUAUUUAAGAAAUUUACAAGAUAAAAUCAAAGACGAUUUUGAUGUCAUAUUUUAUAGUGACAACUGCUGUGGACAGCAAAAAAAUAAAUAUAUGAUUGCAAUGUAUAUCUACGCCGUAACUUAUCUAGAAAAUUUAAAUUCUAUAACCCACAAGUUUCUCAUAAAGGGUCACUCACAAAAUGAAGGAGAUUCCGCGCAUUCUGUGAUUGAGCGUAACAUUUCAAGGUCUUUGAAAUCCUCACCUAUUUACGUCCCGGAACAAUACAUAACAUUGAUCAGAACUGCCAAAAAAAAAGGAAAUCCAUACAAAGUCCAUGAACUAAAUCAUGAGAGCUUCUUUGACAUUAAGAAAAUUGCAGACGGUGUCGGUUCAAAUUUUUCAAGCAAUGAAGACCGAGAAAAGUUAAAGAUGGGAGAUAUUAAAGUUGUCAGAGUGGAAAAAAAGUUUAAUGAUCGAUUCUAUUACAAAUGUUCGUAUAAAGAAGAUAGUUUCAAAACUGUCAUGGUCAAAACUAGAGCUACCAAGAAAAAAACUAACUUGUGUUCCGAAUUACAGCCGCUGUACUCAACAAAAUUGGAUGUAUCUGACACUAAGAAAGCCGGUAUACUUACACUAAUAGAUAAAAACAUAAUUCCCCGAUUUUAUAAAAACUUUUAUCAAAGUCUUUAACCAAAUAAUCUCACAUUGUUUUUCUUUUGUGUGAUACGUUAUUUACUAAAUAGUUUUUUUUUGGAUUUUGAAAUCAUCUCAAAAACCUAUUUACAAUAUCUAGGUAGACUGAGUAUGAAACUUUACAUAUAUUUUGGAAUAUUUUAAUUUUUUUUGAAGAGGCUCUAUAACUUUUAAAUAAGUAGAUACUAAUAAUAUUUUAGUUUUAUAAUUGAUUGGUAGAAUCAGUACAAAAAUGCAUACUAAAGCUAAUAAUAAAAAAUUGAUUUACAUAAAGGAGAAAACGUUUUCAAUAUCUUAUGAAACAUAUUUUACAGAUUUUACAGUUUUAUAUUCUUAUUCAAAACCCAAAAUAAGCAGAUUUAAGUUUAAGCUCAUUGAUCUCAAUAUUGUUGCCAUUGAUUUAUCUAAUAAGUAGGGAUUACUCUUAAAAUAGAGGUUUGUUUAUGAUUGUUAUUGCAUAUAAUUUUAAGUGGAUUUGUAAUUAUUUGAAUACCUCAAUUUAUAAAAACCAUAUACUUAAUAAAACCAUAUUUUUUCCA
Molecule: messenger RNA, 3312 nt
Organism: Maniola jurtina (meadow brown)
Lineage: Eukaryota; Metazoa; Arthropoda; Insecta; Lepidoptera; Nymphalidae
Exons: 2
Coding region: 308-2770 (820 amino acids)
Source: RefSeq, a predicted model, not a curated record